AAAGUGCGCAGAUUUUUAGAGGAAGAACGUAUACCGUCAUCCUCACAGCGUUUAUGGUCAAGUGGCAACUAAUACCGCAUUUUUUUGGAGUUUAAAAAAUUGAGGUUACUUUGUGAAGAAAGAAUUUCUUCUAUUUCGGAAGCCACGUGUUCGGCCGUUAUCAUUUUAUAUGAUUUUUUACUGUUAGUGCAAGAAUUUUGCAAAAAGUAAGGAAAAAAAAGGAUUUUACAAUUGUUAUUUUACGUGAUUUUUAAUUUGUUCUUCUUUUAAACUUGUUAUUAUCAGUAUUUAUAUGUUAAUUGAAUAUGUAACGCAGUAUGUCUUGUGACCAUUAGAAGGAAUCCCGCGGAAAAAAGAAAUGAGAUUUCUUUGUGUCGGCAAAAGGAAAUGCUGAGAGAUCAUGAUGGAAUUUGUCGAAGGUUGGCUUCUCGGGCAUACCCUGGGGGAAGGUGCCUAUGGAGAAGUAAAACUUGUUAUAAAUAAAGUAACCAGAGAAGCUGUUGCUAUGAAAAUGGUAGAUUUAUCAAAACAUCCAGACGCACGACAAACAGUCAAAAAGGAAUCAACAAUUCAUAGAAUGUUAUCGAACCCGAAUAUAAUUCAAUAUUUUGGGCAACGUAGCGAAAAAAAUAUGGAAUACAUAUUUUUGGAAUAUGCUUCAGGAGGCGAACUAUUUGACAAAAUAGAACCGGACGUUGGUAUGCCAAUAUGGGAGGCACAAAAAUAUUUUACACAACUAAUUUCUGCUGUUGAAUAUCUUCAUAGUCGUGGUGUUGCCCAUAGAGACUUAAAACCAGAAAAUUUACUUUUAGACGAUAAAGACAAUCUGAAAAUAACUGAUUUUGGAUUGGCGACAAUUUAUCGUUUACAUGGACGAGAACGUAAUUUGGAUACGAGAUGUGGAACAUUGCCUUAUGUAGCUCCAGAAGUUUUAGAAAGACAAUACAAAGCAGAACCUGCCGACAUUUGGUCCUGUGGAAUUAUUCUCGUUGCUCUGCUGGCCGGAGAACUGCCUUGGGAUCAGGCCUCGGCAGAGUGUCCAGAAUAUGAAGCUUGGAAAAAUGGAAAAUAUAUGACGAUGACACCGUGGAAAAAAAUCGACAACUUGUCACUUUCGUUUACUCGAAAAAUUCUCGUUCACGAACCCAUGAAUAGGUUCAAAAUAAGUGAUAUUAAAAAACAUUCUUGGAAUGAAAAGAAAUUUAAACAAGACGGGAAUCACGUGGAUCGUGACGUCGUUGAUGGAUACAGAUCUAAACGACUUCUUAUUGAAGAAGAGGAUAGCUUGACAAAAAUAUGUUAUUCACAACCAGAAUUAAUAGAGAAUAAUAUAAUUACAAAUACAUUUACAUCAAAGGAAUGUCCUAAUUUCUCCUUCUCACAACCAGCUCACAUGGAAGAUCUUUUGCUUUCCACUCAAUUGCCCACCACACAGCCAAACACACAAACUAGUCAGAAUUCCUUCCAGAAACUGGUUCGUAGAAUGACAAGAUUCUUUGUUAAAACGGGAUGUGAUUUGACUGUACAAAAACUAAUGAAUAGCUUAAUGAAGGAUAAUUAUAAUCAUCGCAUGAAUGGUGGAAUAGUUACCAUUUCGACUGUUGAUAGGCGAAAAAUGCCUUUAGUAUUCAAAGCGAGUAUUCAUGACAUGGACGGAAGAAUCUUAGUCGACUUCCGUUUAUCAAAAGGCUGUGGUCUUGAAUUUAAGAAAAGGUUCUUAAAAAUCAAAGCUGAUCUUAAAGAUAUUAUUACGAGAGGGCCAGUUCCACUAAAUGAUAUUGCUCUCAGCUCAUAAACUUAUUUGUUAAUUAUAUGAAAAUUUCCCCACGUGUUCGAUGUCCGAUCUUUUGAAUUUUAUUAAAGUGAUUUUUUUUUAAAUAAUUUAUUUUCCAGAAAUGUAGGUAUUGUUGUUUCAUUUCAUCGUACAUCAAAUAAACAAGUAUUUUAUAACAUACAAGAA
This is a messenger RNA of Leptopilina boulardi, 1960 nucleotides long. It is a transcript of the gene grp, whose product is annotated as serine/threonine-protein kinase grp. The record is from RefSeq and is a predicted model, not a curated record. Gene Ontology annotation, molecular function: protein kinase activity; ATP binding. The coding region runs from base 401 to 1795 and encodes 464 amino acids. Gene Ontology annotation, biological process: mitotic G2 DNA damage checkpoint signaling; protein phosphorylation. Lineage: Eukaryota; Metazoa; Arthropoda; Insecta; Hymenoptera; Figitidae. Gene Ontology annotation, cellular component: site of double-strand break; nucleus; cytoplasm. The transcript is spliced from 8 exons.